AUGGCCGCAGAAACCAGCUAUGGCUCGUUUGAUCGUGUCACCUUAAAAGGAACCAAUGUUGGAGCUGCAAUGACCAUUCGCCAUGGAGUUCCUACAGGUGAGCCACAAGAUAGUUGCUGCAUUAACAUUUAUGUAAACAACAAUGUUCAAGGGGUCAACAAUUCCAUACUGCUUGGUAGUGAGGUAAAGAUGAGAGAUCCUGGUGUUAGCAUAUUUUUGGAAGACUUGAACUUGGGCAAAAAAUGGAUGGAAUCAAACAAGCUGAAGAAGAAGAAGAAGAAGAAGAAAACAAAGAAAGAGGACACUGCAUUGGGCACUCAGCUAGGGCUUUCUAGCAUAUUUACUGCAUUAUUUGUCUUAUUACUGCUUUUAUUUCUAUCAUUUUCUUAA
Manihot esculenta (cassava) is the source of this 390-nucleotide messenger RNA. RefSeq lists its product as uncharacterized. The record is from RefSeq and is a predicted model, not a curated record. Bases 1 to 390 code for a protein of 129 amino acids. Lineage: Eukaryota; Viridiplantae; Streptophyta; Magnoliopsida; Malpighiales; Euphorbiaceae. The transcript has a single exon.